Parnassius apollo (apollo) is the source of this 495-nucleotide messenger RNA. NCBI's taxonomy places the organism in Eukaryota, Metazoa, Arthropoda, Insecta, Lepidoptera, Papilionidae. The record is from the annotation of a GenBank genome assembly.
AUGUUACAAAAAUUCACAAACACCCAGGAAGCUACAAUGAACUUCAUUCGUGACAAUAUUACAGAAAUGAAAACACAGGUUAACAACAUUAAAGUGGCUACCGACACUCUGAAUAAAGACCAGAUAUCAAUGAAGGUCCAAAUAUCAGACAUAACUACAAAGGCAACAGCGGCGGAUAAUAAAAUUCAAUCUCUUGAGGCAGAAAUCGUUACUUUAAAAAAUAAUAUGGCAUUCAGUACGACGAUGUCAACUUCUGAUGAAAAUGUUAUCCAAGAAUUACAAGAAAGGUUUGCUAGGGAAAAAAAUAUAAUAGUGGUAGGCAUACGUGAAUGCAAAACAACAAAAAUUGAUGAAGGCCGCGCCUAUGACUUUAGUGAAGUCUCGAAAACUAUAAACAGCUUGAUACAAGAGUGCCCGAAACCUUCUCGAGUAUUUCGUCUUGGUAAAUAUCAACCUACAAAGGAUCGCAGCAUUAAAGUAUUGUUACGAGCUUAG